CUCCGUUAGAGCCCAUCACUGCCCUUGGAAGCUGCUGGAGCCACGUUUCGGUCCCCUGGACUGUAGAUAAAGGCCCUUUCUUGCCAGGUGCUGAGACAACCACACUAUGAGAGGCACUCCAGGAAACCCUGCUGGUGGAGGAAGGGUCGUCUCUCAGUCAAGUGAAUCAUUGCGUACACCUAUUACUGGGACUGUUAAUGAUUUGAAUCAGCAAGUGUGGACCCUUCGGGGUCAGAUCCUUGUGGCAGUUCCACGAAGUGACAGUGUGACUCCAGUCACUGUCGCUGUUAUCACAUGCAAGUAUCCAGAGGCUCUUGACCAAAGCAGAGGGGAUCCCAUUUAUUUGGGAAUCCAGAAUCCAGAAAUGUGUUUGUAUUGUGAGAAGGUUGGAGGACAGCCCACGUUGCAGCUAAAAGAGCAGAAGAUCAUGGAUUUGUAUGGCCAACCUGAGCCUGUGAAACCCUUCCUUUUCUACCGUGUCAAGACUGGUAGGACCUCCACCCUUGAGUCUGUGGCCUUCCCAAACUGGUUCAUUGCCUCUUCCACGAGAGACCAGCCCAUCAUCCUGACUUCAGAACUUGGGAAGUCAUACAACACUGCCUUUGAAUUAAAUAUAAAUAACUGAACUCAGCCUAGAGGUGGCAGGCUCGUCUUUGUCUUAAAGUUUCUGGUUCCCAGUGUGUUUUCGUCUACAUUUUCUUAGUGUCAUUUUCACACUGGUGCUGAGAUGGGAGCAAGGCUGCUGUUAUCAUCUCAUUUUAUAAUGAAGAAGAAGCAGUUACUUCAUAGCAACUGAAGAACAGGAUGUGGGCUCAGAAGCAGGAGAGCUGGGUGGUAUAAAGCUCUCCUCUCAAGCUGAUGCUGUGUAGGCCACAAGACAACUGCAUGAGUUACUUUAAGACUCAAAGACCAAACACUGAGCUUUCUCCUAGGGGUGGGUAGGAAGAUGCUUCAGAACUCCUGUGUCUUACCCACGAUGGCAUGACUAGCAUGGAGCUGAUCUCUGUUUCUGUUUUGCUUUAUUUCCUUUUGGGAUGAUAUCAUCCAUAAUCUUUAUAUGUUGCCAGUAUACCUCAUUGUGUGUAAUAGAACUUUCUUAGCAUUAAGACCUUGUAAACAAAAAUAAUUCUGGUGUUAAAUCAUUUUUGUCCUAAUUGUAAUGUGUGAUCUCAAAGUUAAAUAAAUUUUGUAUAUUUAUAUAAUAAUAAAGCUAAAACUGAUAUAAAAUAAA
Molecule: messenger RNA, 1231 nt
Organism: Rhinopithecus roxellana (golden snub-nosed monkey)
Lineage: Eukaryota; Metazoa; Chordata; Mammalia; Primates; Cercopithecidae
Gene: IL36G
Product: interleukin 36 gamma
Exons: 5
Coding region: 107-625 (172 amino acids)
Biological process (GO): positive regulation of gene expression; cellular response to lipopolysaccharide; inflammatory response to antigenic stimulus
Molecular function (GO): interleukin-1 receptor binding; cytokine activity
Source: RefSeq, a predicted model, not a curated record